Messenger RNA from Mangifera indica (mango), 3689 nucleotides. Its product is annotated as protein NLP8. The transcript is spliced from 6 exons. Gene Ontology annotation, molecular function: DNA-binding transcription factor activity; protein binding. Bases 465 to 3389 code for a protein of 974 amino acids. Lineage: Eukaryota; Viridiplantae; Streptophyta; Magnoliopsida; Sapindales; Anacardiaceae. The record is from RefSeq and is a predicted model, not a curated record.
ACAAUGAAAGUAAGCCAAUCUUGAAAACCUAUUUACAUCACAAGGAAAGAUAGAGGUCAAAUGAGCCUGAAAGAACCACAAAAACAAAACCAAAGCAACAACAACUGCGCCAAAACCUUUUUAGCUGCUUCUUGAGAUACCCACUUGCAUAUUUUGCAGGGUUAGUGCAGUUUCACUGGGGAAAGUUCAGUUUUACUUGUGGAACAAAGUUUUUCAAAUAAAGUUUAGAUUGAUAACAUUUGAGUUUGGGCAGUAAAUCAAAAACUUGAUGGAAUAUACGGUGAAAUUUAAGUGCCUUCAAGAGCUAGUGAGGGGGAAAAUGAAGGGAAAAAUGGUUGUGUUUAUUUACUUGAUAGGACACCAACGCUUUCUGCUCUCAGUUAGGACAGGAUUCUGUUGACCACUAGAAAUUGGAAAACGCUUUAGUAAAGGGGACUUGUAAUUGGGUUCUUGAGAGAACACAAAUGGAGAAUAUGGAACUGUUUGAUGGUGGUUCAGGGAGUUCUGUUCCUGAAGAUCAAUUAAACUUUUCAGAGCUGAUGAAUCUUGAUGUCUAUGCUGGCUGGUGCAACAGCCCUCUUGCAACAGAUCAGAUGUAUGCAUCCUAUGAGUUUUCGUCGUUUCAGUCUAUGCCUUAUGCCUCUUUUGAUACAUUAAAUGUAACCGGACCAAAUCCUUCUGCAGUUCUUGAUGGUGCUAGCACAUCAAAUACUAUGGGAAAUUCAAACAAUUGUGCAGACAAGAUGGUUUUUCAACAAAAAAAUACUGCAUCUUGUUAUUUGGAUCCUAAUGAUGAAGAUGGUUUGGUUCAUAAACAAAGUAAUGGUGGUUAUCUAGAAAACAAGGUCUCAAAUGUGUCAAAUUGUUCAGUUUCUCGGCCAGUUCCACUAUCACUUGACGAGAAGAUGCUUAAGGCAUUGUCAUUCUUUAAAGAGUCGUCUGGAGUGGGCAUUUUAGCGCAGGUCUGGGUUCCAAUACAGCGCGGAAAUCAGUAUAUCUUGAGCACUUUUGACCAGCCCUACUUGCUUGAUCAAAUGCUUACAGGGUAUCGAGAAGUGUCAAGGGCAUAUACCUUCUCUACAGAAGUGAAACCGGGUUCUUUCCCAGGGCUUCCUGGUCGUGUAUUUAUCUCUAAAGUUCCUGAGUGGACUUCAAAUGUAGUUCAUUACAAUGAGGACGAGUUCUUGAGGGUGGGACAUGCUGUUGAUCAUGCAGUUCGUGGUUCUAUUGCCUUACCUGUCUUUGAAUAUCCUGAAAUGUCUUGUGCUGCUGUUCUGGAACUUGUCACUGUGAAAGAGAAGCACGACUUUGAUUUAGAGAUGCUUAGUGUUUGCAAUGCGCUCCAGGCUGUAAAUUUAAGGACUAGUGCUCCUCCGCGUCUUCUUCCCCAGUGCAUCUCAAGGAAUAAGAGAGCUGCCUUAACAGAGAUAGCUGAUGUUCUACGAGCUGUAUGUCAUGAACAUAGAUUGCCACUGGCUCUAACUUGGAUUCCCUGUCAUUACAACGAGGAAGCAGUUCAUGAAAUCAUAAACGUGCGGGUGAGAGAGGGUAAUACAAGCUCCGUUGGAAAAAACAUUCUAUGCAUUGAGGGUGCAGCUUGUUAUGUAAAUGACAGAGACAUGCAAGGAUUUGUGCAUGCGUGUACAGACCAUUAUCUUGAGGAAGGACAGGGUAUAGCUGGAAAAGCUCUUCUAUCGAAUCACCCUUUCUUCUUCCCUGAUGUAAAAUCAUAUAAUAUAAGUGAAUAUCCACUUGUCCAUCAUGCACGUAAGUUUGGGCUGAAUGCUGCUGUUGCAAUUAGAAGUAGGAGCACCUACACGGGUGAUGACGAUUAUAUCCUUGAGUUCUUCCUCCCUGUCAACAUGAAAGGGAGUUCAGAGCAGCAAAACUGUUUAAAUAACCUUUCAGGUACUAUGCAGAGAAUCUGUAAGAGUUUGAGAAUGGUAACAGAGGGAGAAUUGGUUGGGAAUGAAGGCUCUAAAGUUGGGUUUCAGAAGGGCACAGUAACAAGUUUUUCACCACUGUCAAUGUCAAGGAAUUCUCAUACUGCAAUCUCUGAGAGCAACUUCAACUCAAUUGACCUGAUGCACACUGAUGUAUCUAAUUCAAAAAGUGAUGGAACAGAAUCAAAUGGUCAUCGUGAACAGGUGAUGAGUGGAUCACGACGACAUACGGAGAAGAAGAGGAGUACGGCAGAGAAAAAUGUGAGCUUGAGUGUUCUUCAGCAGUACUUUUCUGGGAGUCUUAAGGAUGCUGCAAAAAGCAUUGGCGUCUGCCCGACCACGCUGAAAAGGAUAUGUAGACAACAUGGGAUUUCUAGAUGGCCAUCCCAGAAGAUAAACAAAGUGAACCGUUCGUUAAGGAAAAUACAAACUGUGCUUGACUCUGUUCAGGGGGUGGAAGGUGGAUUAAAGUUUGACCCAACCACAGGUGGGUUUGUGGCAGCAGGCUCAAUCAUUCAAGAAUUUGAUGCUCGGAAAAAAUUUCUCUUCCCUGUCAAGAGCGUUGAGCCAAUAACUCAAGAUGCGGCAUCUAUACCUCCAGCCCUUUCUAUGAAUAUAGAAAAGUCCACAGUUAAAUUGGACGAAGAUAAAUGCAGUUUAGACAAAAACCAAGUAGGCCCUGGAAGGAGCAUGAUCAUUCCAAAUAGCUCUGAUGGAGAACCAAAUAAAUCAAACGUUUUCUUGAUUGAUUCUACUGAAAACUCCAAGUUGGUUGGAAUAGAUGCAGGACAAUUUCGGCCAGCAAAGCUUAGUACUGCAGCUUGGGUAACUCCUGAAAAGGGUUCCAUGGGUUCAUGUUUCUCAAAAGCAGAAAAAUGGGCUCUGAACAAGGAAGGGUUGAAAUUAGAGAAUUCUGACUGUCAAUAUGUGUGUCAGUGCCCGAGCUCCUUGGCUGCUGCAGAGGAGAUGGAUACCAGAUUGGAGGCUUAUGACGGAAUGGUUGAGCAUAACCAACCUACUUCUUCAAGCAUGACGGACUCAUCAAACGGUUCCAUGGUGCAUGGUUGUUCAUCAAGCUCCCAAAGCUUUGAACAGGGGAAGCAAUCAAAAGUUCAAACAAGCUGCAGAGACAGUGGUACAAAAAUUACCGUGAAAGCUACUUACAAAGAGGAUAUCAUCCGAUUCAAGUUUGAACCUACUGCAGGGUGUUUCCAACUGUAUGAGGAAGUUGCCAGGAGGCUCAAACUGCAAACCGGUACCUUCCAGCUCAAGUAUCUAGAUGACGAAGAGGAAUGGGUGAUGUUGGUCAGUGACUCAGACUUGCAGGAAUGUCUUGAGAUAAUGGAAACCAUGGGCACACGAAGUGUGAGGUUCCUCAUUCGUGAUAUGCCUUGUGCACUGGGCAGCUCUGGAAGUAGCAAUUGCUUUUUGGUUGGUGGUUCGUAGUUGACGCCCAACACUGGCAAUCUUUUCCAUCACACAGGGUGACAUUCUUCCCAGAAAGUUGGAAACUUAUACCUUCCUUCCUAGUUUAGCAGUAAUCUCAUGAAAUGAAGCAUCUCUGUCCCGUGGUCCAAGUUGUUAGUCCAGUCAGAAUGAAAAGCUCCAAAGAACAGCUUUGCAUUGUGGAAUGAUCAUCAUAAAUGUUAAUGUAUAGUAUAAGUCUGUAUAUGUUAGAAGUAAUUAAACAGUUGUAGAAUAGAUUUGCAUAUUAAUUUUGAUAAUAAUAAAGUUUUAUCUCUUGCA